Messenger RNA from Funneliformis geosporum, 140 nucleotides. The record is from the annotation of a GenBank genome assembly. Lineage: Eukaryota; Fungi; Glomeromycota; Glomeromycetes; Glomerales; Glomeraceae.
UUGUGCUCUCAAACGACGUGUUCUUAAAAUGGUAUUUCAUAUUUCUUUCAGCAGACCCCGUUAAAGUAUUUGAAGAAGUCUAUUAUAUUAGAAGUUUAAAAUUAGAAAAGGCUUGUUGUCAAGGAGAUUUAAAUAAAUAG